CGCUUGUGAUCACUAAGUACAAGGAAGAGAAUAGGGUUUCGCUUUGACGUGUAAGUACAAUUACAAUUAGUUUUGUGUCGAGUGACGUUCGUGUCUAGUAGCAGCAGCUUCACCUCCGCGUUCAUCGCAUCGUUUUCCAACCAUCGUUCAGUUUUGCCUCCUCGUCCUGGGGACCGACGAUCAUGUUCGCUCCCCCACUGCGUUUUACGACAACCCGGGACCCUCCGGGCACGUCGACCCACAUUUCGCAUCUGCAAAGGCAGUACGAAAAGUUGGAGUCGAAGAUGAAAUCGUUGCGCGAGCAGCAGAAGAAGAGGAAGCUGGUCCGCGGCAUGAUCUCCGGUUUGGGCAACGACCGGCCCGUGACGAUCGACCCCGUCUUUGAGGAGUGCCGUCGGAAGCGCCUCCAGUGGACCGUGGAGAGCAAGGAAAAUGACAACAACGAGUCGCAGAGCCUCUUCGCUCACGACCAUCAAGGCUACAUCAAUGCGCAGCAGCAGCCCUCCGGACUGAACGUGUCCAGUCUUUUCGGGAUCAACAAGAGUCGGAUCAGCACGAAAGGAGACCAGGGGAUGAACCUGUCGCCCGGGAGUGCACGAAACAGUAAGGACAGCAAGACCUCUACUACGCGGCACAUGAAACGGAAACUUUCCUCUAACACUUCGCGGUCCUUUCAGCAGGUGCGGGAGCACAGUCAGGUGCUGGAAAUAAAUGCAGCGGGAUCCUCCUCCGGAGAUGAAGAGGCCGCCGCGGGGACUGGAAGGGGCGUCCAGGCGGAACGCCAGCAGCAGCUGCAUCCCGACGCGACUGGCAACUCAUCUGUGCAGACGCGGAGUCAGGGGUACGACGAGCAGGAGGAAGCUGCCGGUUUAAAAACGGCUCGUCGCCGGAGCCGCUCACCCUCGAGGCCCAGUGGAGACUUGUUGCUACAACAGAACAACAACUUGCCAGAAGCGGGCGGAACAAAUGCGAACCACGCGACUACCGCACGGAGGAGGCACAGUGGAAAUAAUAUUAAGGGCGGGAACAAGCCUGAUGUCGUCGGGCCGUCCUUCCGGCAGAAAAAUCAGGGCUUGGAACGGCGCAUUCUGCUGACCACGGCUGCGGAACUGAGCCGAGAACGCAAUGAGGUGGUGCGGGAGACGGCGGACUGCAUCAAGCAGGUGGUCGACAACACGUACAGUGUGAAGCAGAACCUCGAGGAGCGCACGGAACAGUAUCUGAAAAAGGUGGUAAAUCAGUGGCCGGUCUGGUACGAGCAGGUACAGCAGGUGCGGGAGAGUGUGUUGCACGAAGGAGAGCGCCUGAGCACGCUGAAGUGGAACGCAGAGCACUGUCAGGAGAUUGCGGCCGUGCAGCGAGGGCUCGAAGAAUUUCGUCGUCAGAUCGCUGCAGAAGUCGCGCGCACAAAUGUCGAAGAUUUGGAAGAUCCGGCGCUUGAAGAGACCACUGAUCAUGAAGAUAAAAGAGGGCACGACUUGGAUAUGAGCAAACAAGAAAAUCGUGCCGCAGGGGACCCAGAUAGCAUCGCGGAUCAUGCCAGUCCUGCGCUCGGAGGGGGAGGCACCAGCGCUGAGAGCAAGGGAAAAAGCUCCAAGGCGCAUGGGAGGCGGCCGGACGGAGCUGCAGCGCAGCUGCGGAAACCGCCCGCUUCUUUCACCAAUACUGCCAAAACAAAUGCGGGCGACGACAAGCACCAGUGGUUAGCGGACUACUUCGAGAAGUUCACACGGCCCCUUGCAGCGUCGUCCAGUGCCGGUGAAACCUCCGUGCCGCGGGACGAAGCCGCGAAGGCGGAGGCGCGACGGUUGCGCGACGGGCUGCGUGCCAUGUACCAGCGGUUGCAGCAGCUGGAAGCGCCCUUGAGCGAGGAGGAGAAGCUUGUGGCGCAAAAGGCGCACGCUGCAGCACGGGCAGGCACGGUAUUUCCAGAGGGCGAAGAGCAGUUUCACGCUCCGGUGGUGUUCCGAGGCCAGGAUCUUCACGCCGGCCGCGCUGGUGUGCAAUCGGCCCCGGUGCAGUCGCUGGUGAGCAAUUUCAUCCAAGAAGAGGCUGACGCGCUCGGGUUGUCGCCGGAGGUUGCACGUGAUCAUCUUCGCAAGGACCUCCAGGGAAGCAAUGCGCGCUUUGCCGCGGCGGGUGGGAAGAACGAUUUGCUGAGGAGCACGCCGUCACUGAUUGACCCUACCCCACUGUCGAUGAAGCAGAAGGCUUCGCCGUCGAUACUGAUGGCUUCGAACAACGGUGGUUUGCAACCGGUCCCGGGUGAUCAUUCGAGUCGGCAGUACACGCAAGCGCAAGUUCGGACACAGCAGAUGUUGCCGGCACAUAUUAACCGCGCCAGUAUGGAUCAGGUUGUGAUCGAGCCCCCAGAGCAAGAUCGCUCGUACCUGCACCCGACGCCGCAAAGGGAGCACAAACCCGGCAACUUUCUCACACCAGAUCUCGGUCGAAGAGGAGAAAAUCUCGUAGAGGCGCUUUCCAGUACAAAAAGCCGUUUUUAUUGUAGUGGGCUUGUAGUUGUGCAACGAUAUUAGCCAAGAGAACUGAUGGUGACGUUCCAAGAAGUGGCAUGAAAGAAGAACUGUAGGGCUCGGCUUUUUACUUACUAAAACAGCACAAGUAUGUACUUGCGACAUGCUCUACAUCUACAUAAGUACAUCAGCUAUACUCAUUUCCACCCGUAUCUAUCGUAGGUGCGCGCACCCAGGAUUCGGAUGCGAGCCAGGACCUUCUUUCGAUCGCGCACGACUACCAAAAGUCCCGCAACGCGUCGGAGGUGCCUGCCCACAGUUCCCCUCGGGACAGCGGGAUUCCCACCGGCGGCCAGUCCUCCCAUUCUUCCUCCAAGGACCUGCCGGUGCGCUUUGCGGACCUGCAGCAGGGAUUGGCACAACAAGGGCCGCAUCAGCUACAACAGCAGCAAGUUCUCGCCACCUCCGAGCAAAACACAUCCGGUUCGAAGAGUCGCUCGAGUGACAGUCACUUGGAUGCGCUCCACCGCGGUCUGAUGGGCGGCGCAACCGGUGAAAGUAUUCUCAUCGGCCAUCGACAGUCGGUAAAUGCGGCUGGUGCUGGUAGUGCUGCUAGCAACACCUUACAGCCCGAAAUAAAUUCCCGCAUUCUGGUCAAUAAUGUGUUUCAGCACGACUACGAGGAGAGCAAAGACGACGCGUCUUCACGGGCGAAUAUCUCCAGCAUUGUGGCGGAGGGGUCCGCGGUGUACAACAAGCAGAGCCUGGAUUUCCAGAAAUCCGUCAUGAUCGCCGACCAGGAGAUCCUGGACGAUUCUUCCGACGACGGCGGCGUCUUCGGCGGGGGUUCCUCUUCGCAGAGUAAGGAUCGAGUAAAUUACCCCCCAGGUGGUGGACAAGGCACUGAAGAUAUCAACGCGCACAUCCUCGGUAGCGACGAGUCCAGCAACAGAGAGUCUACCUCGCCGAAGCAGUCCGAAGCGACGAUCCGGCAGCCGAAUCUGAUGACGGCUCGGGACUCGACGCCCGGCACGCUGAACCAGACCAGCCAGAGUAUCAUCGAACAGCAAGUACUAGCGAGGAGUGCGGAGCGAGAUGAACAGCGCUUCGUCUCUCAAUUACCAGCGGUAAGUAGCAAGACCGGCACGUCGAAAACCAGCAGUGCUAGCAGCGAACCGGUCGUCCGUGAGGUGGGCCAGAGGCAGCAACUACAAACCUUGGACGCGAACACCGCAGCUAACGCUGUUACAUCCUCUUCCCAAUCCCAGUCGCAUGCCACGUCGAACAGCCAGACGUAUUUUGUGACCCCGAAAACCAUCAAUACGUCCACCUCGUCCUCCUCGAAAUACGGCGGGUCGGCCGCGAUUCAGAAGAUCUCGUCCAGCAACGCGUCGGACAGGCGGUCCCGUGCCGGCGACUUCUCGGUGUCGAACUCGCUGCGCCGCCAGGUCAGCAGCGACCUGUCCGUGAAGCUGUUCUGUUUCGCGUUUCUCGCGGAGCUGGUCGAGGAUCAGCUGCAGGACGUCGCAGAUUUGCGAAGCUAUCUCGGCAAGGAGGUGUUUGGCCAGCAGCUCGGGCGACGGGAAACGUACGAUUUGGAUUUCAUCUUCCGGUUUCUGCUGGACAUCCAAGACCACGCCGAGGAAACGAUUGAAGAAUUCUUCGAGGCGGACAAUCUCGGUAUGAUUUAUCUAAGAUUGUUCGAAUCUAUAUAUAGAAAUUUCUUAUAGUGUCACCACGUUUAUUUGUAUGCUAGUUUGUCUUCGUGUUGGUGUUCGUGUUUGUGCAUGGUUUAUUGAAGCGCAAGCCAAGUGUACUAUAGGAACAAGAACAUAAUUUUCAUCCUCAGCUGUGGAGCACAUCCACGCGGCGUUGUUUUUGGUUCCGGAGGACGCCAACCCGCAAUUUCAGAAGGUGAUGAAGGAGCACUGUGCUUUUCUCGAAGCGCGCCGGGGGAAGCAGAUCCUGGAGCAAAAUUGCGAGUGGUACCAGAAGAGGAGUCAGCUGGGCUCCUCCGCCCCUGGGAGCAAGCAAUCCGUCAGCAGUGGCGGGCCCGCGGGCGGUGCUGGUGGAAAUACAGGGAGUAAAAGCCGGCCUUUGCAACUGAACCCCGCGUUUCUCGGAACCUCUGUGGUCGCGGUGGAAGAGAGCGAGUUCGCAGAGAUUUCAGAUCUGUAGGAAGAACGAUGGAUGUUAACCAGCAGAAGUAAAGUAGCAAUAGCUGCCCAUCUACUUCAGAAAUGACAUCAAUGAGCAUGUUGCGCUCUGUUCGUCGAGAUCUUUGCUUUUGAAUGAACCAAAUGACGAAGCAGGAGAGCUCAUAAAUCAACGCUGCCCUCUGUUGCAAUUGUCCCACGGUUUGAGAAUUUUUGUUUCAGCUAGUACUCAGUCUGCUGUUGUUCUUGCAGCCAGGAAGCUGUAAUCGCUGAUGCAAUGAUGCAGGGGUCAUUCACAUGCGGUAGUUACGGAAACGAAAGCGAAGUACGUAGAACUGCCAUAUUCACGUAAUUGAAAAUAGAAGACGAGUAUUGUUUUCGCUCUGUAAAAUGCC
This is a messenger RNA of Amoebophrya sp. A120, 5025 nucleotides long. The record is from the annotation of a GenBank genome assembly. NCBI's taxonomy places the organism in Eukaryota, Dinophyceae, Syndiniales, Amoebophryaceae.